GGCUCAGCCUGAGCGUCAGUGCGGCCUGGCGAGGCGCAGAGAGAGCAGGGACUCUCGCAGUGCUCGCUGUUAACGCACAUCAUGUCCGAUAGGAAGCGGAAGGCCUCCAGCUCGGAGGAGCCAGUGUGCGUGCUGUGUGGCCGGGCAGGUGGUGACCCGGACAUCUUUGGGCGCACUAUUGGCGAUGGUUCCGUUUGUACCCAUGAGUUCUGCUUGACUUUUGCCCAUAUCGCUUUCGAAGAAAGACCCCCAGGAGAGGAAUCUGUGGCCUUUGACCAUGCUGUCCUCACACACAGAGUCAAGCAGGCAAACCAGAAGGUGAGGACCUGUACAGGGAAGGCACAUUUGUGCCAGGAGGUCUCACACCUGGACACAAAGAAAGCCAUCGCAGCCCUGCCAACCACAGCCAGGACAAUGUCCUACCCCUAGGAGUUUAUCCCUGUCCACCUGGCAGCUUUGUAGAGUGUGACCCAGCACUGCCCGCAUCCUGUGCCCUGCCCAGAGGUGUGGGGCUGGCUGUGGAGGCCCCGAGCCUGUCGCUGAUGGGGCUCUUCUGCUCUUUCCAGCAAUGCUGUGUUUGCGGCGAGAGGGGGGCCGCCAUCACAUGCGCAGAGAGCAGCUGUGAACGCAGCUUCCAUCUGCCCUGCGCUGCGGAUGGCGAGUGCAUCACCCAGUACUUCGGAGAGCACAGGUAAGGGCUGUCAGCAGCAGCCAAGCCAGGGAGGAACCCCUAAGGUCACCUCCCAGCAGCCUGCCAGGGCCAGGGCCAGGGCCAGGGGCUCCGUCCUGGUCCUCUGCCCUCCUCCCAGCACUUCUCACCGCGCCCAUCCCUUCCACCUUCCCCCAGGUCCUUCUGCUGGGAGCACCGCCCUCGACAGGCAGCAGUGGCAGCUCCAGCAGAAAACACCUCCUGCGUCAUCUGCCAGGAGACCGUGGGGGACUGCCCGUCCUACCACACCCUGGUGUGCCCAGCGUGCACACACACCUGGUUCCACCGGGCCUGCAUCCAGCAACAUGCCUUGAAUGCUGGCACGGUGUGCUUCCGCUGCCCCGCUUGCAGAGACAGUACCGUCUUCUGCACGGAAAUGUCCACCAUGGGGAUCCAAAUCCCAGCCAGAAGACCGCUAUGGGAAGACAACCGCAUGUACACAUCACUGCUGGAGAGGCACAGGCGCUGCGACGCCAGGAAGUGCCUUUACCCCCGAGGCAGACGGCAGGCAGAUCUAAGGGGGCCCUGGCAGCUGAUCCUGUGCAGCUCCUGUGCUGCUGUGGGCACCCACCGACGGUGCUCCUGCUUGAGCAACACAACCACCACCUGGGAGUGCGACAGCUGUGCUGGCCUGGGUACCGCCUCCAGCACCAUUGCGCAGCUCGCUGCACUCAGCGCUGCCAGCCAGGACGGCCUGGGGACAUCCCACAGCCGCCAGGAGCCUGAGGACAGCUGCUCCGGUCCCACCAUCCAGCCAGCGUUGGGACCAUCACACAGUUCCCAGCUGCCGGAGCUCAGCUGCCAGACAAGUGUGCUGGGCACAGAACACGGGACAACCUGCUCAGCUUUUCCUGACCAUCAGGACGCACCUGAGCAGUGCCAAGCACGCUGUGGGAGCAGACAUACACCCACCCCCAGCACUGGAAGCAGCUCCCGCCCAUCCACCACACAGGGCACAUCGGGAUCCUCCAGAGCAGACACAGCAGCUGCGCGCAGGAGGCAUCCCAGGCAGCAGGGAACAAGCCGGACACGGAGCCGCUCCCCGCUGCAAGGUCCGGCUCCUCGUUCCCACAGCCGGACCAGAAGACCUCAAGGCAGCAGGAGAACAGCAGCUCCAGCUGCUCAGAACAGCACCCCCAGCACCAGCAGAGCAGCCACACAGAGGACCUUGAGGGCUUCCCUGCCUUCACACACUGGGGAACGGCCCAGGCAGCCAGGGGAGGCCCGCAUGCGAAGCCGUUCCUCAGUGGCACAUCGAGCCCCACGUGUCAGCAGCCGGCCCUGAGGAGGCUGCAGGACACGGUUCCAACAGUGGCGGCUAUCCUGGGCACAAAAUCACUCCUGGGUCCAACAUCCAAGCCAACAUCCCCCCGCAGUCAGCCCCCCAAAAUAUGGCACGGAAACAGCCCUAUGCCAGCUCCAUGUGCUGACUCUAAUCCCUAUAUCCAACACAAUAAACCCAACCAUCCCACACACACUUCUCUGACUGACGCUUCUUCUCUGCUUGUCCUGACAUGGGCAGACGUGGGCACUGGGACAUAGAUUGGUGGAGUCACACUCCGCCGUCCUUGCAGGAAAGGCACCAGGAGACACUCUACAAGUAGCAGUGGGUCAUCUACCCUCUAGCAGUCAGACGUGAGGGGGGAACUCAGGGAUUGCGAGGGAUGGAAACGACUGCCUGCUCAGGGCAGCAAGCAGACUGCCUCGCUGCCUGUGCCACCUGCCCAGGUGCCCGUUGUUCUCUUGGGGAGACCUCACUGUGGCCUUCCAGUACUUGAAGGGAGCAUAUCAACAGGAGGGGUAAGACUGUUUGCGAGGAUGGAGAGUGAUAGGACAAGGGGGAAUGGUUUUAAACCGAGACAGGGGAGGUUUAGGUUAGAUAUUAGGUGGAAGCUUUUCACACACACGGUGGUGGCACACUGGAACAGGCUGCCCAAGAAGGUUGUGGAUGCCCCACUCCUAGAGGCAUUCAAGGCCAGGCGGGAUGUGGCUCUGGGCAGCCUGGUCUGCUGCCUGGCAACCACCUACACGGCACGGGGACUGAAACUCGAUGAGCAUUAUGGUCCUUUUCAGCCCCGGCCAUUCUGUGAAUACCUAUGAGGCUCUGGGGCUGGAGGGACAGAGGGAUGUGGAUGUGGAUGAAGGUCCCUCCACGUUGCAGGGCUUGCCCUGGGCAAGUCAGACUGCCCUGUGUCAACACAUCAUCAAUCGGGAAAAAAAGAAGAGCCGUCAUCAUGGGGGACUCCCUCCUGAGGGGAACACAGGGCCCCACGGGCCGCUCACAGCCACCCCCUCGGGAUGUGCUGUCACAGGGUCAUCCCUAGGUCUAAGUCCGUGCCAGGGGGGCACAGGACACGCGAGAAAGGGGGGGGGAGGAAGGGGAAGAGAGACA
Molecule: messenger RNA, 3101 nt
Organism: Gallus gallus (chicken)
Lineage: Eukaryota; Metazoa; Chordata; Aves; Galliformes; Phasianidae
Product: G2/M phase-specific E3 ubiquitin-protein ligase-like
Exons: 7
Coding region: 1086-1994 (302 amino acids)
Source: RefSeq, a predicted model, not a curated record